Geodia barretti is the source of this 1422-nucleotide messenger RNA. Lineage: Eukaryota; Metazoa; Porifera; Demospongiae; Tetractinellida; Geodiidae. The record is from the annotation of a GenBank genome assembly.
AUGGACUCGCCGUCUCCCAGCACCGCGCCCUGCACGCGAAGCUUGGCCGUCAGCGCCGGUAUCGAGCACCAGGUCUUCGACCGUGCCCUCCCGGAUCGUGAGGUUGGGCUGGGCGUCGAGCGCCGCCUGCAUGGCCGCGCGGUAGAGCGCGCGGUCCUGCUGCGCCCGGGGCCCGCGCACCGCCGGGCCCUUGCUGCGAUUGAGCACGCGGAACUGAAUGCCCGCCCCGUCGGCGAUGCGGCCCAUCAGCCCGUCGAGCGCAUCCACCUCCCGCACGAGCGUGCCCUUGGCGAGCCCGCCGAUCGCUGGAUUGCACGACAUCGCGCCGAUGGUUUCGCGCUUCUGGGUAAUGAGCAGGGCCGCCGCUCCGACGCGCGCCGCCGCCGCCGCGGCCUCGCAGCCCGCGUGGCCGCCCCCGAUCACGAUGACAUCGAAACGCUCGCGGCCCAUGGCCGCCCUCCCGGCCGCCCGGUCUGCGGCCUGGCUCAUUCAGACGGCGCUCCCUAUAGGGCAGACGCCUCCGCUCGUAAAGCACCAAGCACGCGUGUGCCCUGCUACUUUCCAAUGCAGAAGUCGCGGAAGACGAGGUCGAGCACGGCCUCGACAUCGACGCGGCCGGUGAUGCGGCCGAGCGCGUGCGCCGCGAGCCGGAGCUCCUCGGCAAGCCGCUCGUCGGCCGGCCCCGCGAGGGCACGCGUCAGCGCAUCGCGGCUCUCCACGACGGCCUGCCGAUGCCGGAUGCGGGUGAGCACUGGCGCGCCGCCUGCCGGGUAUCGUCGCGCGAUUUCCGCCACGAGCGUCUCCAGCAGCGCCUCGAUGCCGGCGCCGGUGAGGCACGAGACUCCAAGCGCCGCGUGUCUAUCAAUGCGAUCGGGUACGGGGCUCGAGAGGAGGUCGGUCUUGUUCAGAACCGCCAGCGCGUCGUCGCCCAGCAUCGCAAGGCUCGCUGCGUCGGCUUCCGGCCAGAGAGCGCCGUCGAAGACGACCAGCGAGAGAUCGGCGCUCGCUGCACGGUCGAGCGCGCGGCGCACGCCUUCGCUCUCGAUCUCGUCGCUGCUCUCGCGCAAGCCGGCGGUGUCGGCGAGGGUGAUAGGCCAGCCCGCGAGGUCGAGACGGACCUCGACCACGUCGCGGGUGGUGCCGGCGCGGGUCGAGACGAUGGCUGCGUCUCGUCCCGCCAAGCGAUUGAGAAGACUGGAUUUUCCGGCAUUGGGUGCGCCCACGAUGGCGAUGGCGAAGCCUUCGCGCAGGCGCUCGCCUCGCCGGGAAUCGUCGAGGUGGGCCGCGAUCUCGGCUUCCAGCGCCGCGAGGUCCGGAGCCGCCGCCGCCAUGGGGUCCUCGCCUAAGUCCUGGUCCGAGAAAUCGAUGGCGGCUUCGACAUGCGCCCUCAACGCCAUCAGCCGGUCGCGCCAGCCUUCGUAG